CGCAUGUCAUCGGCAUCAAGAAAGAAGAGGUCGGAGAGCUGUGACUCUAUUAGAUUCUUUUAAACAUUCGAAGUGAAACUCUCUUAAAAAUGGCGAGUGUUUCCUACCACAUCGCCAAUCUUCUCGAGAAGAUGACGAGUACAGAUAAGGACUAUCGAUUUAUGGCUACCAAUGAUUUGAUGACAGAACUUCAGAAAGACUCUAUAAAACUGGAUGAUGAUUCUGAGCGGAAGGUUGUAAAAAUGCUUUUGAAGCUUUUGGAGGACAAGAAUGGAGAAGUACAAAACCUUGCUGUUAAAUGUUUGGGGCCUCUUGUGAAUAAAGUUAAAGAGUUCCAUGUAUAUUCAAUUGUGGAAUCACUAUGUGAUCACAUGGUCAGUGACAGGGAACAACUAAGAGAUAUGUCUUCCCUUGCCUUGAAGACAGUAAUCAAUGAACUACCAGCCUCAUCAACUGCUCUUGUAGCCAACAUAUGUAAGAAGGUCACUGAUCGACUAUCAGAAGCAAUUGUUCGGCAGGAGGAUGUGAGUGUACAGUUAGAAGCACUUGAUAUUCUUGGAGAUCUCUUGGCGAGGUUUGGGUCACUGCUGGUGUCUUUUCAUCCAAAUAUUCUCGAUGCUCUCUUACCUCAGCUAGCAUCUCCACGCCUUGCUGUUCGGAAACGUACAAUUGUUUCCCUUAGCCAUCUAGUAGUUUCCUGUUCUCCACAGAUAUAUGCACGAUUAAUGGACUUUUUGAUAGAAGAGUUGGGCAAAAAUACUUCCAUGUCAACUACCAGAACAUAUAUUCAGUGUAUAGCAGCUAUAAGUCGACAAGCGGGUCACCGAUUUGGUGAAUACUUGGAAAGAGUAAUGCCAUUGAUAGUACAGUAUGUUGCAGUUGAUGAUGAUGAACUUAGAGAAUAUUGCAUAUCUGCAUGUGAGGCAUUUACGCUCCGUUGUCCAAAAGAAAUUACUCACCAUUUGUCUACAAUUGUUGAAAUGUGUCUCAAAUAUAUAACACAUGAUCCCAAUUAUAAUUAUGAUGAUUAUGAAGAUGAUGAUGGGAUUAUGGACACAGAUGAAGAUGAUGAUGGAGAUGAAGAUGAUGAGUAUUCUGAUGACGAUGACAUGUCCUGGAAGGUUCGUCGCUCAUCAGCAAAAUGCUUAGAGGCUGUUAUUUCAACAAGACAUGAAAUGCUCAUAGAAUUCUACAAAACAGUUUCACCACAGCUAAUUAAUAGAUUUAAAGAGAGAGAAGAAAAUGUUAAGGUCGACAUCUUCCAUGCAUAUAUGGCGUUAUUAAGACAAACUCGUCCUUCACUCAGCCUGAGCCUAGAUCCAGAUGCUAUGGAACAAGAAGAAGGAACUAUCUCAAUGCUUAAACAGCAGGUUCCAGCAUUGGUUAAGGCUGUUCAUCGUCAAAUGAAAGAGAAGAGUAUCAAGACACGACAAGGAUGUUUUGCGUUGUUGACAGAGCUAGUACAAGUGUAUCCUGGUGCACUUACACAUCACAUACCAGCGCUUAUUCCAGGCAUACAGUUCUCACUAGGAGACAAGAACAGCAGUAGUAACAUGAAGAUAGACACCUUAUCAUUUGUACAUUGCCUAUUAGUUCACCACAGUGGUGAAGUUUUUCAUCCACAUAUUGGUGAAAUUCUUCCACCGGUCGUCACUUGUGUUGCAGAUCCAUUUUAUAAGAUAACUGCUGAAGCCCUUCUUGUGUUGCAACAGAUCGUUAAGGUCAUUAGACCGCUAGAUGUGGCUUCCUCGUUUGACUUUACACCAUACACUGGGGACUUGUAUCAUUGCACUUUGGCAAGAUUAAGAGCAGCUGAUUUGGAUCAAGAAGUAAAAGAAAGGGCUAUUGCUUGUAUGGGUCAAAUUAUUUCUCACCUAGGUGAUCACUUGCAGGGAGAACUAGGAACUUGUCUACCAAUAUUCUUGGAUAGACUUCGAAAUGAAAUAACAAGACUGACUACUGUCAAAGCACUCACAAAGGUAGCUGCUUCACCACUAAGAAUUGAUUUGCGUCCCAUAUUAGCCGAUGCUCUACCCAUCUUAUCCUCCUUUUUGCGGAAGAACCAGAGGGCACUAAAGUUGGCUACUCUUACUUUACUAGAUAACCUUGUUACCAAUUAUUCUACAGCCUUGACUCCUCAGAUGUUGGAUAAGGUACUUGUAGAACUUCCACCCCUUAUCAAUGAAUCUGACCUUCACAUUGCCCAGUUGUGCCUCAUGUUGCUCACCUCCACUGCUAAGUUGCAUAAGUCAUCCUUGGCAAAUUUCCUUCAGUUGAUAAUGCCAGAUGUUAUGGCACUUGUCAGAUCUCCCCUGUUGCAAGGUGGGGCUCUGAAAGCAAUGCAAGACCUGUUUGAGGCAGUGGUUCGUGCUGGAUUACCAGGUUUGGAAUACCAAGAUAUUCUGAACCAUCUUCUUGCCCCAUUGGUGUCACCACAGUCUGCCAACAUUCAUAAACAGGCUUACCAUUCGAUGGCAAAAUGUGUGGCGGCUCUUACCCUCACACACCCAACUGAAGCUGUAGGGGUCGUCAACAGGUUCCUUAUGGACGUAACGAAUCCAAGAUCACCAACUGUUCAGUCAUUUUCACUUCUUGCUAUUGGUGAAAUUGGCAAGCAUAUAGAUCUUAGCAGUAUCCCACAAUUGAAAGAUGCUGUGGUGGCAUCAUUUAGCUCACCAUCAGAAGAAGUGAAAUCUGCAGCUUCUUAUGCUCUGGGUCAUCUUAGUUGUGGUAAUCUCCAGGAAUACCUUCCAUUUGUUCUGUCAGAAAUUGAGUCCAACCCAAAGAGACAAUAUCUUCUCUUACACUCUUUAAAAGAGAUUAUCAGUCUUCAGAGCAAGAGUGCGGAGGGUGUCAAGGUCUUACAAGGGUUUGUUAGUGAUAUUUGGACUCAGCUGUUCAGACACACUGAGUGUGUAGAGGAAGGGACGCGUAAUGUUGUGGCAGAGUGCCUUGGGAAGUUAACUCUAAUUAAUCCAUCCGCCCUUCUUCCAAAGCUUCAGGAAUCACUCAAAACAGAUUCACCCAUGAUGAGAACUACAAUUGUCACAGCUAUUAAAUUCACAAUAUCUGAUCAACCAUCAGCAAUAGAUAGCCUACUACGACACAGUAUUGGUGAUUUCUUAUCUACGCUACAAGAUCCUGACCUCAACGUUCGACGUGUUGCACUUGUUGCAUUUAAUUCAGCUGCACACAAUAAACCUUCACUCGUUCGAGACCUUCUGGACACUAUUCUUCCACAACUCUACAACGAGACAAAAGUUAGAAAAGAACUCAUACGAGAAGUUGAAAUGGGUCCAUUCAAACACACUGUGGAUGAUGGUCUAGACAUUCGAAAAGCUGCCUUUGAAUGUAUGUAUACAUUACUAGAAACCUGUUUAGAUAGAGUUGAUAUCUACGUUUUCUUAGAGCACGUUGAAGGAGGACUUCGAGAUCAUUAUGACAUCAAGAUGCUCACUUACUUAAUGCUUACACGAUUAGCCCACUUGUGCCCUCAGGCUGUUUUACAAAGGCUUGAACGACUGGUUGAGCCUCUGCGUACAACUGUAACUACGAAAGUCAAGGCCAACUCUGUCAAACAAGAAUACGAGAAACAGGACGAGUUGAAACGUUCAGCCAUGAGAGCAGUUGCAGCGUUGCUAACUAUUCCAGAUGCUGAUAAAAAUCCUCAGCUUUCUGAUUUUGUUGCUCACAUCAAGUCAACUCCUGAAUUGCAGUCCCUCUUUGAUUCAAUUCAACGUGAUGCUUGCCCCACACACGAUGCGAUGAUGGAUUUAAGUUGAAUAAAGUUGAAAUAUGUAUGAGAUGUUAUUUAUGCUAGAUCAAAAAUUCAUAAAGAAUAAUAUUUGUAUACAUUGUUUUUCAUUUUUAUGAAAUUGAUGAGCUUUGUAUACAAAAUUUAAAUUAUAGCAUCGCGAUCAGUGGAGUCUUGGUGCAUCCCUGGUGGAGUCCACAAACAAUUGCUAGCUAUCAGAUGUACCAGCAGUGUUGGCCAUGUUGUGAAACUCAAUUUGGGCAGUCCUAAUUCAUUACAUGAAAUUUCAAAAGUGCUUUCAUACAGUGAUCAUUGGGGUUCAGGCUGAAUUAGUGAAUGUGCUCUUAACCACGUGGCUCCAAGAAGUGCAGUGGACAUAAACAAUUAUAAAAGGUGACUUGUGAACUAGUUCUUGAAUACGCCUCCUAACUAGGGGACUAGUUCUUAAAUAUGCCUCCUAAGCUGUAAAAUAAAUGAAAAAAUAUUAUUAAGUUGAAGGUCACUGCAGUAAAUAGGUAAUGUAAAUUUUCCAAGUUGUUAUGGCUCAGGUCUCUCUAGAUACAGUCUGUACAUUUGAAAAAGAUACACCAAGGGGGUGACUUUAGGUGUGUGUGUAAACAGCCACUUUCGUUGAAGUCUGUGAUUGAGUCAAUCUCCCAGCUUGCUGUGUUCUGUAAAUUUUGCAUUCUAAAUGCAUUACUUUUUUUACAUUUCUUUCCGAUUUCCUAAUUCAUACCUAGCAUUAUAUAGCUUUUUGUAUUGUCAGCUGAUAUGAACAUCAGGUUUUAUUUCAUUUGUUUGCAUACAGAUGUUGCGUUAAAAGAUAUAAGGUGAAAAACAGUGUUAUUGUUUUCUUAAGCCCAGCACAAAAAUUGUUUAAAAAAAUAAAAAAAAUAUUUAGUUUUAAAUUUAUUUAAUAACAUCUCAGUACAGUAUUGUGAUAUGAAUUAUGAACAGGUAAAGUAAUUAUGAUUGUUAUUUAUGUUAUUAUUUUAAGUGAGUUCAUGCCAUUUUUUUUUUAUAGAAAUAUCCAUGUUACCACAUGAGAUUUAUCCUUUAGACUGUUACUCAUACCACUUUUUUGUUUUUGUUUUAAAAAGUCAGUCUGUCUUGUAUCUAGAUUUAAUACUUGUAAUAUAGUAUGAACUUUCAA
Macrobrachium nipponense is the source of this 4907-nucleotide messenger RNA. RefSeq names its product cullin-associated NEDD8-dissociated protein 1-like (gene Cand1). NCBI's taxonomy places the organism in Eukaryota, Metazoa, Arthropoda, Malacostraca, Decapoda, Palaemonidae. The transcript has 20 exons. Gene Ontology annotation, biological process: protein ubiquitination; SCF complex assembly. Gene Ontology annotation, cellular component: nucleus. The record is from RefSeq and is a predicted model, not a curated record. Bases 90 to 3782 code for a protein of 1230 amino acids.